Mycetomoellerius zeteki is the source of this 1389-nucleotide messenger RNA. RefSeq names its product STIP1 homology and U-box containing protein 1 (gene STUB1). Gene Ontology annotation, biological process: protein quality control for misfolded or incompletely synthesized proteins; cellular response to misfolded protein; proteasome-mediated ubiquitin-dependent protein catabolic process. Lineage: Eukaryota; Metazoa; Arthropoda; Insecta; Hymenoptera; Formicidae. Gene Ontology annotation, molecular function: ubiquitin protein ligase activity; protein-folding chaperone binding. The transcript is spliced from 4 exons. The coding region runs from base 196 to 1080 and encodes 294 amino acids. The record is from RefSeq and is a predicted model, not a curated record. Gene Ontology annotation, cellular component: Z disc; cytoplasm.
ACUUUUUAUAUACAGUCGCGUCGAGUCAAACGAAGGCUGUGUGCGGACAGAACAAAGAUGAGAUACCGAGCGUCCGUUUGAGGUUAGACAAAGGGUAUUGCAGUCAUUUUCGCAUUCGUACGUUUUCAAUCGUAAAAGAAAAAUAUAAAAGAUUGAUUGAUUUUCGUGCAUGCAACGUGACCACGAGCUGCCAUCAUGAGUAAAAUGUAUUCGACGGCGAAUCUGUCCGACAAGGAGUUGAAGGAACAGGGGAACCGUCUUUUCGAUCUACACAAAUAUGAAGAUGCAGCCAGUUGCUACACAAAGGCGAUCAUGAAGAAUCCAGGCCAGGCAUUGUAUUACACAAAUCGGGCGCUGUGUCAUUUGAAGCUGAAACGAUGGGAAUCCGUGUGCAAGGAUUGCAGAUGGGCGUUGGAUAUAGAUCCUUGUUUGAUGAAGGGUCACUUCUUCCUUGGACUCGCCCUAUUGGAAUUGGAACUUUUUGAUGAAGCUGUCAAAUAUCUGCAAAGAGCUGUAGACUUGGCAAAAGAACAGAAGCUGAACUAUGGUGACGAUAUCACUAGUGUAUUGCGUCAAGCCAAAAAGCGUCGAUUCCAAGUAAGAGAGGAACAAAGAAUUUCCCAAGAUAUUGAGCUGCAAACUUAUCUGAAUCAGCUGAUCAUAGAUGAUGCAAAGCGUAACUUGGCAACUCUGCAAAAACAAGAAACGUCAAAGGAUUCUAAUGUUGAAACAAACUCAGCAGAAUUCGCUAGGAGAAAAGAAGAGAUCGAAGAGAAGAGAGAUACCUGUAUAUCGAGACUUAAUGAUCUCUUUGCCAAAAUCGACGAGAGAAGGCGGAAAAGAGAGGUACCGGAUUACUUGUGCGGCAAGAUUAGCUUCGAAAUCCUGCAGGAACCAGUAAUUACGCCUAGUGGAAUUACAUACGAACGGAAGGACAUCGAGGAGCAUCUCCAACGAGUUGGCCACUUUGAUCCGGUCACGCGAGUACGUUUGACGCAAGAUCAGCUAAUCCCGAACUUGGCGAUGAAAGAAGUAGUUGAUACCUUCCUGCAGGAUAAUGAAUGGGCCUUGCAUUACUAAUGCCGAUAUGUAGCUUACUGCCAUAGGUUUAAGUUAAGGUGGUGGCGAUUUUUAACAGAGAAAGAAAAUGCAUGUUUUGAUUGAAGAGAUUUAGAGGUUGAUACGUCUAAAAGAAAAAUCUCAAGAGAAAAUGUAAAAUAGACUGUACAUGUAAAGGACUAAGUAUCUUGUUACCGUAAAAUAUUUUUACACGCCAUAUGAGACGUGGAAGAUAUUGUUAUUGAAUGUAAGUAUACUAGUAAAUAGUUAACGAUGAUAAGGAUCAUGUAAACACGUACAGGUUAUAUAUGUAUAUAAUUCUAUAAGUGC